Molecule: messenger RNA, 4280 nt
Organism: Protopterus annectens (West African lungfish)
Lineage: Eukaryota; Metazoa; Chordata; Ceratodontiformes; Protopteridae
Product: cytidine and dCMP deaminase domain-containing protein 1-like
Exons: 9
Coding region: 41-1624 (527 amino acids)
Molecular function (GO): hydrolase activity; zinc ion binding
Source: RefSeq, a predicted model, not a curated record
UGUCAUCCACAUCUAUAGGUCCUGCUUCUUGCUUUGAGACAUGAAUCCUGCUAGUGAAGGCAAAAGUACCACAUCUAAGAAAGAUGCUGGGAAACUCCAAGGUGAUCCAAAGAACAGUAACGGCGGUGAUCCGAAUUCAGACGGGAAUAGUACUAGUACUUGUCAAGCAGGCUAUCACCAAAGACUUUCUAAGAAGCAGCUUUACACCCUGCUAAGCCUAUGGAUGGAGCUUUUCCCAAAUGAAGAAAAUUCUGACAAUCCUGAAAUAGUUGAUAAAUCUGGCGAAAUAAAGAUAAAUACAGUUGGUCUUGUUGUAUUAAAAAAUUCUAAAAUAAUUGGCUUACACCGUUCGAGUAAAGAAGUACAUGCGGGACAACUAGCCAUUAUCAAACAUGCAUCAAAACUGCAAGGCUGUGAGCUGUAUUUCUCAAGAAAACCAUGUUCAAUAUGUUUGAAAAUGAUUAUAAAUGUUGGAGUGAGAACUGUUUUCUACUGGCCAACCGAUCCAGAAGUAAGCAUCAUGGAAAACAAUGAGAAGGCCAUACAAGAUGCCGAAGCUGUGGAAAAGCUAAAAUCAAACAGUCAUACUCGUGUCCAGAUAUUACUUCUGCCUGUGUCCAAAGACUUACGGACAUUUAUAGAGAAAACCUCAAAGAAAAGUGAUUUCUGUGAGAAAGUUAAGAAGCAGAAUGAAAAUGUUAUCAUGGAAAAUUUUAAAAACUUGUUUCUAAUUGCACAAGGAGAAGCUCACAAAAAUAUCUUAAAGAAAAUUGGUUUGGAAGCUAUUUGUGAAGAUAGUUGCUUCACUACUCUGAGGAAAACCAUGGCAGAUCUUAUUGAUUUGCUGGAAUUUAUAAGUUCCAGUGUUCCAAAAUUGCCAAACUGGGGAUUUUAUCCCACUUCUCCAAAUAAGGAAUCUUCUUGUACUCCUUCAUCUUAUUCACAUAGUGGAUUUCAAAAAGUUGCCAGACACUGCAUGGUACAAGCACAGCUACUGUCUUACAGAACAGAAGAUCCUAAAACCAAAGUAGGGGCAGUUAUUUGGGCCAAAGGAAAAUCUCAUUGUGAUGGCACAGAAAACAUGUACUUGGUGGGUUGUGGUUAUAAUGGCUUUAUAACUGGGUCAGAGUAUGCAGAUUUUCCACAGAUGGAUAGCAAGGAUAAAGUAGGCAGUACAAUGAGGAAAUACAAAUAUAUCAUACACGCAGAACAGAACGCACUUUAUUUUCGCUGCCAGGAUAUAAAGGAAGAGGACACACCGAUGCUUUUUGUAACCAAAUGUCCCUGUGAUGAAUGUGUACCUUUAAUUAAAGCUACUGGUAUUAAAGAGAUCUACACAGUUGUCAAAGAUGACACAGAAGAUGAAUCAGAUGUCAAAGAUGACACAGAAGAUGAAUCAGAUGUCAAAGAUGACACAGAUGUCAAAGAUGACACAGAUCCUACUAAAAGUCAAAAAGAUAUCUCCUAUUUGUUAUUUCCUAAACUUCGAUGCAAAGUGGCAUUUAGUUGGCAAAAACAUGAUCACCCACCUAAAGACCCUGACUCUGGAGCUGCUGGGGCUGCCAUACUGGUUUCAACAAAUACUGAUGAAGAACAUUGUCAUAAGAAAAUCCGCGUGAAUUAAAAGGAAGCAUUUUAAAUGAUUUUAUUUUAUUCUAAUCAUAUUUUAGCACUUUUCUAAUUAGGUUUGCAUUCUUCAAGUUUCAAAUGCUUUUAGUUCUGGAUAUUUUAAUCAAGUUAUUGAGGUGGAGGGGGUAAUAUGGUUGAUGUAUUACAGUUUAUUAAGGUACACAGGUUAUGCUAUGUCUGGGAGUCGGCCUGUAUGCAUUGCACAAAACAAUGGUUAACUCACCUUUUGUAACAUAAUAUUUAUCAUUUUUCAUUCUUUAUAUAUAUAUAUGACAAAUGGAAAUUAUUAAGUGCUGCUCUUAAGAUUCCACAAAUCAUGUAGAAGCCAGCUGAUGAUUGUUAUCAAUAGUGAGUUAAUCAAAAAGUCCCAUGGAACUUAUAUUACUGAUUUAAGUUUCUGAUAUGGUACUGGUUACUGUUGCAGAACAGACACUACACCAUAUGAACCUCAAAAUGUCAGUGUUAAUUAAGAAUGUUAUGACAUAAAAAUGAAGUACAAAUUAUAGAAAAUGUUAGAUUUGCAUUAUAUAACAUUUUCAGAUUACAGUUCUACAAAUUGUAAACUUUUUAUAUAACUGAGGGAUUGGGGAAAGUUAAUGCCACUGAUAAACCUUUCCUGGAACUUAUAUAUAACACACAAUGUUAAGGCUGAUUUUCCCUUUAUAAACCAGUUUCAGUAUGCUAACUACUUCUGAGUUCUCAGAGACUGAAAUUUGUAUGAAGGAUAAAAUACAGAUGGAGAAGAAGAAAUGUUGUUCCUACCUGCAUAUAUAUUACCAUCUUCUGUAACCAAAUAGCCAGAUUCAGACCCCUUAGAGUUACGUUCAGCAGGUUUCCUUUUGAUAUAAUCCAUUCAUGAGUAAUCUGGUAAGUGCCUCAGAAAUAGGUACAUAGGACUGUACUAGGCUAGCUGCCCUUGUGGGUGGGUCAUUUUAAGUCUAGCCAAUUUUCUUUUUUUAUGGUCGAAUUAGCCUAUCACAUUUGGUUAGAGAUUAGCCUUACCCAUCCCAUGGUCAGUAAUUAUAUAUUAUCCCUAAUGGGAAUAACUUAGAUCAUACCCUAGAUAACUUGAGAGGACCCAUGCAUGGGAUAAAGCAUUUAGCAGCAGUUUCUGUCCUUUAGUAGUACAGGGGGCAGUGCUGGAGUAACUUUUCUGUUUCUCAUCCAUAGAUCCAAAUUGUGCUUUAAUAUGGACAUGAAUAAACUUAAACUUAGACUAAUAUGGAUGAGGAGACUGUUCCUGAACACCAGAUAUACCUGCCCCUCCAAAUUAUUCUGUUGAUGUUGCAGAAGAGGUUUAGAUCCCUAGACUGAGUAGUUGUGAUGUAAUUGGACUUGCUGAUGUGCAGUAAACUCAUCAGUACUGGGUGAGAGGAUGCAUUGUAUGCCAGACACAGGUCAUCACUUAGUAAUGACACUGAGUAUACUGUUAGGGCUUUGAGUCGGUCUAUGUAAUACAUGUUGUUUAGAGCUUAUAUCCUUUCAGUAAGGUAUCUGUGUGGCAUUCCAAUUGUUGCAUGUGUCUGGACAGAUAUAUGCCAAAGGGGACAUUAUAUUUAAUGACUGGUGUAAUGAGAGCUGAGCAAAGGAGGACAAUAAGACUCAUAGAUUUAGACACAAUUCAUUGUUUAUAAGUUGUACAAUAUAGAAUGACUUUCUCACAACAAUAAAUACAUGUUGGUCAAAAAUUGUCACUGUCCACAGAAGUUCCCAAAUCCCAAAUAACUGGGUGACUCUUCCAGGUAUAUUGUUUGUCUGGUAGUUCUCCUGGAGUGGAUAACUUCACAAAGGAUAUAAUAAUAUAAUAAUGCUGCCAUGUGUUUGUUAUUGCACACAAAUUUAAAAUAUAUGUUAGAUAUAACCUUGUUUAUCAUGAUAGUAGCUUUGGAUUGGAUCAGUUUCUGCCAAACCAGUCACAUAAUAGGUAUUGGAGCAGAAAAGGCAACCUUUAAUGAUCUCUGAUGAUGCUCAAGUUAAGAGUGUUAGGCAGAUAGGAAAAUGAUUCACUCUUAUUAAGAUAUAUUCUAUUUUUUUUAAGGAAAGGCAACUGUGGCAAUGGUAUCCUAAAAGGUAGAAUCAAAUCAGUUAUAUUUUUCAGUAAAAUUGGGUUGUACUUUUAUUCAGUCACAGAUUAGUGGCAUUAGGUUUGAGAAUGCCUCAGCCUCAUGACUUAGAGGACAUGUUUAAUCAUUAAGAGGAUUAAUAAAAGAGCUUUCAGGAAAAUCAUACUCUCUGACUUUCAGGCUCCAAAUAUGGGUUUUAAAAUGGAUGUUGGCUUUUUUUACAUUGCAAAUUUCCGUGUGAAGGUCAAUGAUUUUCUAAUUUUAGUUUCUGCUGUAAUGAUUCUAUUUUUUUUAAUCUUAGAACAUUGUGUACAUUGCCUGGAAAUUAAUAAAGUUGAUAUAAAUCGCAUGAAGAUAUGUAUAUGUAUGAAAUACAUGAGUAUGCAGAAUAAUACUUCUGCCAAAAGUGAUGUGAUUUAUUUUAAAGUUUUUUUUAGAGAAUCAGACUCAUAUAGCAUGUAUUUAGAAACAUAAAUAUCUUGAUGCAUGCUAAUGAUUUGUUUGAAUAUUGGUGAUUUGAAAGUAUUUCAUUGUAUUAUUUAAUGCUCUGAAAUUGAUUGCUAUUUUAUUGGUAAUAAAGCUUGAUUU